Messenger RNA from Poecilia reticulata (guppy), 1188 nucleotides. NCBI's taxonomy places the organism in Eukaryota, Metazoa, Chordata, Actinopteri, Cyprinodontiformes, Poeciliidae. The record is from RefSeq and is a predicted model, not a curated record.
ACGGAGGAGCCGACAUGUGUGCAGAUAGGAGACCCUGAGAUCGCCCAGCUGUCCCAGGACGGGGACAUUGUGUUGGGCGGAAUCUUCUACUUCCACAGCAGUUGGAAGAACAGAGAGGACAUGUACACACAAAAGCCUUUGGCUCUGCAGUGCAUCAGCUUGAAUUUCAGAGAGUUCCAGUUUGCACAGACCAUGCUCUUUGCCAUUGAGGAAAUAAACAACAGUUCAGACCUGCUGCCGGGCGUUUCUCUGGGCUAUAACAUCUACGACACCUGUGGUUCGAUUCCCAAAACCAUAAAAGUUGCUCUGGCUUUGAACAAUGAUAAUGUGAAUACAUCUUCAAACUCUGACACUCCGUGUACCAAACCAGUACAAGUUCAGGCUAUAGUGGGGGAAACUUCUUCAUCUCCCAGCACAGCAAUAGGUACUCUCAUUGGGCCGUUUCACAUACCACUGAUCAGCCACUUUGCCACAUGUGCCUGUCUCAGUGAUAAAACAAAGUAUCCGUCGUUUCUCAGAACAAUACCCAGUGACUACUACCAGAGCAGAGCCCUCGCCCAACUGGUCAAACAUUUCGGCUGGACUUGGGUCGGAGCCAUCAGAACCAACGACGACUACGGCAACAACGGCAUGGCGACGUUCACAGAAAUUGCAGAGCAGCUGGGCGUCUGCCUGGAGUAUUCAGUUUCUUUCUUCAGAACGGAUUCAACAGAAAAAAUCCAGAAGGUGAUCGAAGCGAUACAGGCGUCGACCUCCAAAGUGAUUGUUGCUUUUGUAUCGCACUUGGACAUGGACGUGCUGAUACACGAGAUGUCCAACUAUAACCUGACCGGGUACCAGUGGGUGGGAAGUGAGUCCUGGAUCUUUGAUUCUCAAAUUGCGGCAGUGGAUAAUAAUCACAUCCUGGAUGGAGCGAUUGGUGUUUCCAUCCCCAAUACACACGUAAACGGUCUCAGAGAGUUCAUACUGGACCUGAGGCCACUCAGGUCUUUAAAUAACGACUUGUACAAAGAGUUCUGGGAGACGUUGUUUAGCUGCAAGUUCAAGCAGGAGAAAUCGGAUGAACAUUACAGCGAAUGUACCGGACAUGAGGAUCUGACUGGAGUGGAGAACAGCUUCACUGACAUGUCCCUCAUGCCCAUUUUUAACAAUGUCUAUAAGGGAGUGUAUGCAGUGGCUCACGCUCUG